AUUAACACCAGGUCCAUUUAAUAUAUUUGUGGUCUACAGAACUUCAUUCGCUUUGUUUCACCCCAAUAUGUAAACCCAAAGUGUGUAGUUUAUAACCUUUUUUCCUAAUUCACCUAGUACAAUCACACGCUGUUGUACUACUAGCAGGCACUUCAUUACCCAAUCGCUGGAAUUUUGUAGGAUCAGUUUCGUUUCUUUCUCAUUAGUGAUUGAGCACUACCACUGGUAGUAGUCUGUUUAAGUAGUUCAUUUUUGAAUUUUUUGUGUUUCCUUUUCCAACCUUUACUCUGCCGCUGUAAGUACAUACUACUUUGUCUUGCAGUUGUUGCACCACUAGAUUAUCACGAUGGGCAACCUCAUCUCUUACUCCGCCGCCUCCUCUCCACAGGAGCAGGUGUUUCGCAUGCGCGAAGCCGCCGGGGAGCGAUUCGAUAGCCAAAACGUCGAGGUCCCGCGGAACAAACUGCUCCAACCUUUUGACGACCAAUUCUACACAGGUGUGAAGCAGAUCGCCGCCGCGAGUCUGGCGGCCAGCACGGCGUCCGUGAUUCUGAACCCGUUUGAUGUGGUAAAAGUCCGGCUUCAGGUGCAAAACCAGCUGCAGAUGAACAAUCAGAUGAACAACAUCAACGGCUAUCAAAUUACAACUCCAAAAUACUACAAAUCCACACUCCAUGCCUUGCAGCGCAUCGCCAUUGAGGAUGGGGUGAUUCACGGGCUGUGGCUCCCCGGGCUCACCGCCAGCGUCUGUCGGGAUGUGAUCAACGGGGGUCUGCGGGUGGGGAUCUACCCGAUGGUGAAAGACCUACUUCACGAUCAGUUCCACGACCCAACAGGGCGGACCGAAUCCCCCACCAUCGCGUUUCUGUCCGGGAUCCUCACCGGAAUGUUCGGGUCGUUUUGCGCAAACCCGUUUGAUUUGAUCAAAGUGCGCUUCCAAGUGGAAAACGGCAGGCUGGAAAGGUGUGAUCCGAAACCGAGGGACCAGAAGAUGACGAGCGGUUUCGGGUCAUUUGGCGAGAAAGGGACGAAUGGGAAGAAAAAUGUGAAUGUUGAAAAAAUCAAUUUGAAGAUGAAAGCGGCAUACCCGAGCUAUCCGUACAAUCCUCCCCCGAGCUUGAAGACGAUUUAUGAGAGUGUGAACCAACAUGGUGGACAAGAAAUAGUCGGAACGAUGAACCAGGGAGGCGGGCUUGGUUUCAGUUCCGAAGGCAACGCAGCCGGAGGUGGGAGCAGUACUAGUUCUAGCAAUGCUUCACCCGCCGGUCACGGGAGUGGCAGUGGCGCAGCUCGCUCUACAACUACCGGUAAGAUGAAAUACGAUUUACGCUGGUACUCCACGCUGACGAGCAGGUCAAAACCAAGGCUAGACGCAGCUCCGAAGAACCACAAGCCUCGCCCUGUGUCCACCGCUACGACAACAUCCUUUCUCCGCAAUCUUCUUCCGAAAUCGAAGCAGGAAAAAGCCGCGGAGUUUUUCCUUCACGAGCAACAAACUAUGGUGUUCUCAAACGUUAUAUUCUCAACUGUUACAUGAAAUUUGUAAUGCAAGAAUGGUAAAAGUGCAAGGGAAAAGGUUGCGCCUUUUGCAUUAGAGUUUUGGAGCAGAUUGUAAUGCUAUCUAGCGCGUCGAGAACUUGUCAUGCGAAGCAGCUUGGUCAUGUAGAUGCUGGCGCCAAUUUUGCAUGACAAAUUCAUGCAACAGUUGAGAAUGUAACGUCUGAGAGUCCCAUACAAACGGCGAGGUACGUGUACACCACCGGGCUCUACCAGGGAUCCGAACCCCAGUUCAAAAACACGCUGGAAGCGUUUCAGGGCCUGCAAGCCGACAAGUUGUUGUUCCGUGGGGUGAUGCCCAACAUGCUCCGGGCGUCGAUAGUGACCGCGGCGCAGAUCACCAGCUACGAUUGGUCGAAGAAGUACCUGAUCCACGAGAAGCAGAUGGACCAAAACUGGCAGUUGUUCACGCUUUGCGGGUUGAUUUCCGGGUUUUGCUCCUCGGUUCUAUCCACGCCGGUGGACCUGGUCAAGACGCGCGUGAUGAACGACCGCCCGAUAGGGCUGCUGCUCGGCCAGGAGAGGGAAGGGUACCAGUUUCGGUCGACGAAAAAGUGCUUCUUCGCGACGGUGAACAAGGAGGGGGUUUUGGCGCUGUACAAGGGCUUCGCCGCGACCUUUUUGCGGCUGGGCCCGCACUUCAUGCUCGGGUGGCCGCUCUUGGAGUUUUUCAGAACCCGCGUGUUCGGAUUGGACUACUUUUGACAAGAUAGAUUUGCUGGAACUUAUGAUGGAAGUGGUUUUGAACCGUGUGGAGGAGGAUAGGAUAAGACUUGUGAAGUUGCUCUAGCGCACGGCGUAAAGAAUAUUUGAGCUCGAAGCUGCGCAGCCGUAUCGGUAUCUUGUUCUUCGGUGCAGCGGCAGCCGCGUUUUUAAUACACACUGUUUCCGUGAAUGAUGAUGAAAAGCGUGCAAGUCAGAGAAGAAAAGUUUCGCUGAAAUAUGGCGAAAAAAAGCUCGCCCAUCAUAUAAU
Molecule: messenger RNA, 2530 nt
Organism: Amoebophrya sp. A120
Lineage: Eukaryota; Dinophyceae; Syndiniales; Amoebophryaceae
Source: the annotation of a GenBank genome assembly